AAACCAACAAAACCCUAUCUCUCUCUACAGCACACAUCUCUCCACCCCUCUCUCUCUCUUCAACGGUCGAAUUCUUGAAUCAAUCUUUUUCCCCUCAAUUCAGAUCCAUCUCAUCUGUUCCCAUCUCUUCUCAAUUCGACUCGUCUUGAUUCGUUACGAACUAUCGAUUUCAGGUUGUAAUUCUCAAGAAUGUCUGUCCCUCAAAUUGAUCCACUCAUGCAAGUAGAAACGACGUGUGGCUCUCUUCUCUAUGAACUUCAGAUAAUAUGGGAUGAAGUUGGGGAGUCUGAUAUUGAAAGAGACAAAAUGCUGCUGGAGCUUGAAAGAGAGUGCCUAGAGGUUUACAGAAGAAAAGUUGAUACAGCGAACAAGUGCAGAGCCCAGCUAAGACAGGCAAUUGCUGAUGCUGAAGCAGAGCUUGCGGCCAUCUGCUCCGCAAUGGGGGAGAGACCAGUACAUAUUAGGCAGGCUGAUCAAACUCACGGAAGUCUAAAAGAAGAGCUCAGAACUAUUCUUCCGCAACUAGAGGAGAUGCAGAAGAGGAAAUUGGAGCGGAGAAAUCAAUUUUCUGACGUCGUACAACAAAUACAGAAGAUAAGAAGUGAAAUUUACGCGUCCAAUAAGAUUCAUCACACUAGCCCUGUUGUUGAUGAAACUGAUUUAUCUUUGAGAAAGCUUGAAGAAUUGCAGAAAGAGCUUCAGGCCCUUCAAAGAGAAAAGAGUGAUCGCCUGAAGCAGGUCCUGGAACACCUAAGUACCUUGAACUCACUAUGCUUGGUUCUGGGAAUAGAUUUCCAACAAACUGUUAAUGAGGUUCAUCCCAGUUUAGGCGAUUCUGAUGGAACAAAAAGCAUAAGUAAUGAUACUAUAGACAGUUUGGCAACAGCAAUUAAAAGGUUGCUAGAAUUAAAGAUACAAAGGAUGCAGCGGCUGCAAGACCUUGCUACAUCCAUGCUGGAGCUAUGGAAUUUAAUGGAUACUCCAGUUGAAGAGCAGCAGAUGUUUCAGAAUGUUACUUGCAACAUAGCUGCUUCAGAACAUGAAUUAACAGAGCCUAACAUGCUUUCUGAAGAAUUCAUUAAUUAUGUCGAGGCUGAAGUGUAUCGGCUGGAAGCAUUAAAAGCAAGCAAAAUGAAAGAGCUUGUUUUUAAGAAGAGGUCUGAGUUAGAGGAUUUAUGCAGGAAGACGCGCAUGAUUCCGGAAACAGACAGUGGACUGGAAUUUGCUAUAGAAGCCAUAGAAACUGGAGCUGUGGACCCUUCUCAUAUCCUUGAGCAAAUAGAGCUUCAAAUUGGUAAUGUGAAAGAGGAAGCUCUUAGCAGAAAAGAAAUACUUGAAAGGGUUGAAAAAUGGAUGGCUGCUUGUGAAGAGGAGUGUUGGCUUGAAGAGUACAACAGGGAUGAAAAUCGAUACAAUGCUGGGAGAGGUGCACAUCUCACUCUAAAACGUGCUGAGAAAGCUCGAGCCUUGGUUAAUAAACUUCCAGGAAUGGUAGAAACAUUAGCUUUAAAAACUGAUGCAUGGGAAAAGGAGAGGGGAAUUGAGUUCACUUAUGAUGGAAUACGACUUCUUUCCAUGCUUGAAGAGUAUAAUAUUCUACGGCAAGAAAAGGAGCAAGAACGCAAGAGGCAAAGGGACCAGAAGAAACUGGAAGGACAAUUGAUAGCAGAACAGGAAGUACUCUUCGGAUCAAAGCCAAGCCCUAUGAAAACCCAGAAUGCUAAAAAAGGUUCUAGACUGUCAUGUGGGGGUACAAGCAAUAGAAGACUUUCACUUGGGGGAGCAAUGCUACAAACUCCUAAAACUGACCAACUUCACUCCUUCAAAGGGACUCCUAAUACACGUCAAACCAAAAAGAAUGAGCGACCACACCAAAAUGGCCAGUUGAAUUCUCGAAAAGACGGUGGCAUCUCGGCUUUAUCAGCUGGUAGGAGAGGCUUGGACAUUGCUGGUCUUCCCGUGAAAAAACACUCAUUCAAUGCUCAUGAAGUCGAAUCAUCGCCUGUGAAACGCAAGCCUUUCUCGCCUAUAUCAUCCAGAGAUUCUUCAACAAAGACUAAUGCAACAAACAUAUUGGAAGACCUGAAUCGGAAACGAAAUGAGACAGCACAGAAAACAAUCUCAGGUAACACUACGCCAUUUUCUACUCCCUCCAAGACAGUUUUUGCUGCAGCUGAAGAAGAGAACAUGACUCCCAAGACGAUGCAUGUACCCUUUACACCAUCAACACCAUCAAUUCCAAUGCAGACAGGCAUGACUCCAGCUCCUCAUGCACUUGCUUAUACUGCCACUACUCCCAUUAAAGAGGUUCCCGAAGAGAUUGAAUAUUCUUUCGAGGAACGAAGAGCAGGGUUUGUGCUUCCUGGAACUCGUCCUAAGAGUCAGUUACUAGUGUAAAUGUUCCUUCGGCUAUUAUCAGAAUUGUCUCUGAUACUUGAGUUUGGUUAAAAGUCAAUUUUAAAUUGGCUUCUCUAUUCUAUGCAAGCACCUAUAACAUUGACAGGAUUUUAUAAGUAUGAGAAAAGACUAGUUAUAUGAAGAAUGUAAUAAUUCAAUUAAUUGUCCAAUCUGCCUAUGAGCAAAAUUGGUCUCUA
Messenger RNA from Daucus carota subsp. sativus, 2594 nucleotides. Its product is annotated as 65-kDa microtubule-associated protein 3. NCBI's taxonomy places the organism in Eukaryota, Viridiplantae, Streptophyta, Magnoliopsida, Apiales, Apiaceae. Gene Ontology annotation, biological process: microtubule cytoskeleton organization. Gene Ontology annotation, molecular function: microtubule binding. The transcript has 13 exons. Bases 190 to 2397 code for a protein of 735 amino acids. Gene Ontology annotation, cellular component: spindle; cytoplasm. The record is from RefSeq and is a predicted model, not a curated record.